AUGCGCGCGUCCCCGCGACCCGCGCAUGCGCAGAGCGGGAACACAAGGCUGUUGGGGGGGGGGGUCGCACACGCAGCGAUGGCGGCCACGGGAGCGCGGCCCGGAGUGGUGCUGGGCUGUAUGGAGAUGGGCAGACGGGCCGGGCCUGAGGCCAGUGCCGCUAUGCUCCGGGAGUUCCUUCGGCGGGGUUAUCGCCUCCUCGAUACCGCUCAUAUGUACGCCGACGGAGAGUCCGAACGUAUCCUGGGCACGCUGCUGGCGGGUAGCAAGGAGCCCGUGGAAAUUGCCACCAAGGCCAAUCCUAUGUAUGGGAAGACGCUGAAGGCUGAGAGUGUGCGAUCACAGCUGGAAACGUGCCUGCAGAGGCUGAAGAGGACAAGUGUGGAGCUCUUCUACCUCCAUCUUCCUGACCAUGACACCCCUGUGGAGGAGACACUGCGUGCCUGCAAUGAGCUGCACAAAGAGGGGAAGUUUAAAGAACUCGGUCUGUCAAACUAUGCAGCGUGGGAGGUCGCAGAAAUCUGCACCAUGUGCAAAUACAACAACUGGGUGAUGCCAACUGUGUACCAGGGUAUGUACAACGCAACCACUCGCCAGGUGGAAACGGAGCUGUUCCCUUGCCUGAGGUACUACGGGCUGCGGUUCUAUGCCUACAAUCCACUUGCAGGAGGGCUGCUGACGGGCAAGCACAAGUAUGAGGACAAAGAGACACCCCAGCCCACUGGAAGGUUCUUUGGGAAUGACUGGGCUCAAGCCUAUAGGGACAGGUAUUGGAAGAAACACAACUUCGAAGGAAUUGCCCUAGUGGAAAAAGCUCUGCGAGAUGCUUAUGGCUCCAGCGCGCCCAGCCUGACCUCUGCUGCCCUCCGCUGGAUGUACCACCACUCCCAGCUGCAGGGCUCUCUGGGAGACACAGUGAUUGUUGGGAUGUCCAGCUUGGAGCAGCUAAAGCAGAACCUUGACUACAGUGAAGAGGGUCCCCUGCUGCCAGCUGUGGUGGAAGCGUUUGAUAAAGCCUGGAAGCUGUCUGCACACGACUGCCCCAACUACUUCCGCUAGGGAUUGGGCAAGAAAGCGGCUGCCACAGAGGAGGAUGAUCCAGCACAAGGCUCUGGAAGAACAGCAGAGCUGUUUGCCCACCCUGCUCCUUUCAUUGGCUGCAGGUGGGCUGAGAUUGUGCUGGAUGAAUGAAGCUUUGCAGGAUGCACUAAUGCUUUGAGCACUUACCCUGUUGGGCUGCACCUUAGUCUUUAUCCCCUCAGCUCUACACAGCACAUAACUGUGAUUGAUGGGUGAAAAUGUAGAUGUAACUGGGUGAAGGCCCCACUUCAGUGUGAUUACUUAUAUGAUUGUGUACAAGAAUAAAACAUUUUCUAAUGCA
Colius striatus (speckled mousebird) is the source of this 1381-nucleotide messenger RNA. Its product is annotated as aflatoxin B1 aldehyde reductase member 4. Gene Ontology annotation, molecular function: oxidoreductase activity. The transcript has 8 exons. The record is from RefSeq and is a predicted model, not a curated record. The coding region runs from base 1 to 1059 and encodes 352 amino acids. NCBI's taxonomy places the organism in Eukaryota, Metazoa, Chordata, Aves, Coliiformes, Coliidae.